Molecule: messenger RNA, 1208 nt
Organism: Vitis vinifera (wine grape)
Lineage: Eukaryota; Viridiplantae; Streptophyta; Magnoliopsida; Vitales; Vitaceae
Product: putative F-box protein At5g52610
Exons: 1
Coding region: 105-1208 (367 amino acids)
Molecular function (GO): protein binding
Source: RefSeq, a predicted model, not a curated record
UUCUUUUGCCGUAUUUUUGUUUCUCUCUACUGAAGGCGGGGGCAGGCUCUUGAUACAAAAAGAGAGGUAGAGGAUUCUUAAAAGAGAGGUAGAGGAAGAUAAGAAUGGAUGAUUUUGGGAGCAAGUUGAUACGGGUAACCCAGAAUGACAACGUGUUUGAAGUGGAAGACAUCCUCACCAACAUUCUCUCAAGGCUUCCUGUUAAAUCCCUCUUGAUAUGCAAGUCCGUUUCUAAAUAUUGGCGGGAUUUAAUUUGCAGUCCUAGUUUUAUGCAUUCGCAUCUAGUCCAAUCUCGAGAAAAAUCAAGUUAUGCUUUCUAUCCUUCUUAUCCCUCUUCGGACGACAACAUACCUUUGCUCACCAAAACUGAAAGAAAAACUACUCGAAGUUUCCUUGAUUGUGAUGGGUUUUACCUUAAACGUAUGGUUUGUUCCUUUAAUGGUUUGAUCUGUUGUAUUUACUUCCACGGCCCUAUAUUUUAUGAAUGGAUUAAAGAUAGUAGCACCUUUGACAUACAUAUUUGUAACCCUGCCACCCGAGAAGUCCUGUUACUCCCACCAACCCCCACAUCAGAACCUAAGAUUGGUGUUUCUUUUGGCCCUACAAUCAAUGAAUAUAAAGUAUUUCAGUUUUGCCACAGAAAAGAGCAACUUUAUGAAUGUAAGGUAUAUUCUUCCAUCGUUGGAUCCUGGAAAUCCAUGGGUACUGUUCCACACACUCCCUAUAGUUCUUCCAAUCAUGUAUGUAUUAAUGAAACGGUGUUCUGGUUUAGCCUAUCAAUAAUAGACGGGCGGGUGGUCGGCCACAUCCUUGCAGUUGAUAGGGAGGAAAAUUUUAGCAUAAUUAGGAUUCCAAAGGAAGAAACUAUGCGCCCUUUCUUGGUGAAUAUUGAAGGUUGUUUGUGUCUGGUGGCUCGACGUGGACUUGGCCGACUUGAUAUAUGGGCUUUACAGGAUAGUAAGGAGUCAGUUUGGGUGAAGAAAUGGAGUGAUAAUAUCCCCCGACAUUUUAAGAUUGAACACCUUUGCUAUGUAACUGUGCAAAAGAAUGAAAUUCUUUUUGCAAAUUGGGUACGUUCUGUUAUUUAUAACAUGGAGACCAGAACUUGGAGAGGAUGCAACUGGGAACAUGGUCGUGAAGACAUGUUUUCUCUUCCAAUGGCAUACACAGAGAGCCUCCUCCCAUGUAAGCAUCGAAAUGUAAAUUAG